Molecule: messenger RNA, 1122 nt
Organism: Oncorhynchus masou masou (cherry salmon)
Lineage: Eukaryota; Metazoa; Chordata; Actinopteri; Salmoniformes; Salmonidae
Product: gap junction delta-2 protein-like
Exons: 1
Coding region: 1-1122 (373 amino acids)
Biological process (GO): cell-cell signaling
Cellular component (GO): connexin complex
Molecular function (GO): gap junction channel activity
Source: RefSeq, a predicted model, not a curated record
AUGGGAGACUGGUCCAUUCUUGGCCGCUUCCUAACGGAGGUGCAGAACCACUCCACGGUGAUCGGCAAGAUCUGGCUGACCAUGCUGCUUAUAUUCCGCAUCCUACUGGUGACCCUGGUAGGGGACGCGGUGUACAGCGAUGAGCAGUCUAAGUUCACCUGCAACACCCUGCAGCCUGGUUGCAACAACGUCUGCUAUGACACCUUCGCACCUGUCUCACACCUGCGCUUCUGGGUCUUCCAGAUCGUACUAGUCUCCACACCGUCCAUCUUCUACGUUGUCUACGUGUUGCACAAGAUCGCCAAGGAUGAGAAGUUAGAGAUUGAGAAGAUCCAGGUGGUCACCAAACACCCUCCUGCAUGUGAAAGGCUCAAACAUGUGGGGUUGGAGGGUGGGGAAGCCGUGGGGGCCAGCAGCCCCUCCUUCAACCCCCACUAUGAGGAGGAGUGGGGCGCCCGGGAAGGGGAGUGUGUGGAGCAAAGCCUGCUGGAGGAGGACUUGAGGGAGGUGGGGGAGGACCCCACAGAGCUGUCCAGCCAGGUACUACUGACCUACAUCAUCCACGUGGUGCUGCGCUCUAUCAUGGAGAUAGCCUUCCUGGUGGGCCAGUACUACUUGUUUGGCUUUGAAGUGCCUCACCUGUUCCGCUGUGAGACCUACCCCUGUCCCAACCGGACUGACUGCUUCGUGUCUCGUGCCACGGAAAAGACCAUCUUCCUCAACUUCAUGUUCAGCAUCAGCCUGGGAUGCUUCAUCCUGAAUAUUGUGGAGCUGCACUACCUGGGCUGGGUCUAUAUUUUCCAUGUGUUGUGCUCGGCCUGCUCCACAUGUUGCGAGCCAGAGAGGGACCCUGUGGAACGCGUGAACCUGUAUCACAACCACAACCCUCUGCUGCUGCAGCUCAAACACUCCCUACGAGGCAGGGUGGUCCUGCAGACCCCCCCUCCCAUGUCCCAGGAGAAGAGCAGUGGCAUCUUGUCAACCCACACCCCUGCCAUCUCCUUUGAGACGGACUCCACAGUAGAGUGCACCUCCAAGAGGAGCCCAGAUGAGAAAGAACGCACUAAGGCCAAACUGGUCAACAUGUCCAAAACAGGCAGAGGCAAGAAGUCCUGGCUGUGA